Messenger RNA from Magnolia sinica, 3471 nucleotides. Its product is annotated as probable disease resistance protein At5g63020. Gene Ontology annotation, molecular function: ADP binding; protein binding. NCBI's taxonomy places the organism in Eukaryota, Viridiplantae, Streptophyta, Magnoliopsida, Magnoliales, Magnoliaceae. Bases 147 to 2948 code for a protein of 933 amino acids. The transcript has 3 exons. The record is from RefSeq and is a predicted model, not a curated record.
CCAGCAAGAAAUUUCAGGGAACCAUCGUUUCACAAAUAAAAGCCAUCAUCAUCACCAUCGUUCCAGCUAAUUUGCAUAAUCACGGUUCAUUUUUAAAAAGAGUUGCUUUGGAAGCAUUGAAAGAGAGACUUCAGCUGGGAGUGGCUAUGGAAUUCAUCUGGAAUACUAUCACGAAUGCAGGGGUGGUUUUGGAGACUGUUAAAAAGACUGUGGAGAAUGCCAAGUAUGCAUGGGAUCAAUACAACUACUCUAGAAGCCUCAAAGAUAAUCUUGCUGUUCUGAAAACCGAAAUGCAAGAAUUGAGUAGCCGGGAGUCCGAUGUAACCAAUGAACUGAAGGCGGCGGAGGGAGUGCAUGUAAAGAAGCCAAAAGAAGAGGUGAGUUUAUGGCUAAAAAAUGUGGAAAAGAUUACAAGAGAAGUGAUUAAGAUAGAAGAAGACUCUAGAGAAGUAAGUAGAUAUUUCUUACUUCGGCGUUUAGCAUUGGUAAAGCUUGUCGAGGAGAAGAUUGAAGAAGUGGUGAAGCUUAAGGAGAAAGGUCGAUUUUUAGAAGGGUUACUUGCUGAUCUAUUACCUGAAAGUGGAAUUAUGCCAGUGACGAAACUUGUGGGGAGAACGACAGCUGAAAGAAAGUUGGAACAGAUUUGGAACUGCUUGAUAGAUCACGAGGUCAGCAUUAUUGGUGUCUACGGCAUGGGGGGAGUAGGAAAGACAACCAUCAUGACCCACAUAUACAAUAAAAUAAAGAGCACCGGAAUACUUGGAAUUGCCAUUUGGGUGACGGUGUCUAAUGAUUUUAAUAUUGAGAGACUGCAAAAUGGCAUUGCACAAGAAAUAGGAUUGAAGCUUUCCUAUGAAGAGGAUGAAAAGAUAAGGUCAAUGAAAUUGUUUGAGGCUUUGAAGAGUUUGAAGAAGUUUGUUAUCAUCUUAGAUGAUAUGUGGAAACCAUUUCUAUUGGAAGACAUAGGGAUUCCCGAGGGCAAUGCAUACAAAAUAGCACUGACUAGUCGAUCAAAAAAUGUGUGUCGUAGCAUGAAGUGCGGAAAAAAGUUUGAAGUGCAGGUUCUUUCCGAGGAAGAAGCGUGGGAAUUGUUCAAGGAAAAACUUGGGGUUGAUGUGGUUCUUUCUCCAGAAGUAGAACAAAUUGCGAAGCUUGUAACUGAAGAAUGUGGUGGUUUGCCGCUUGGAGUCAUCACAGUAGCGAGUGCAAUGAGAGAAAAGGACAAUGUUCGAGAAUGGAGAAAUGCAUUACAGGAGUUAAAAUGCUCAACGAUGGAGAUCGAAGGCAUGGAUGAUCAUGUUUUUCCAAUUUUGAAAUUUAGUUAUGAUCGACUAAAAAACGACAAGAUUCGAUGUUGUUUCUUGUAUUGUGCUUUGUUUCCAGAGGACUAUGAAUUCUCUGCUGAAGAGAUGAUAGAGCAUUGGGUAGCAGAAGGAUUGAUAGGUGAUAUGGGCGACCGGGAAAAUGAAUUUGACAAAGGCCACACCAUAUUGAAUGGACUGAUAGAUGUAUGUAUGUUGAUAAGGAAGUCUAAUGAUAAUGUAGUAAUGCAUGAUUUAAUCAGAGAUUUGGCUAUUGGCAUUACAAGGAAGAGCCCUCGGUUUGUGGUCAAGGCUGGGACUGGGAUAAGUGGAUCAAUUAGUGUAGAAGAAUUUACUGAAGAGGUUGAAAAGAUAUCAUUAAUGAGAAAUAAAAUUGAAAUGCUUUCAGGUCAACCAAACUACCCAAAACUCACCACAUUGUUGUUGCAACAUAACCCUUUGUCACGCAACAUUUCUGAUGGGUUCUUCAGUUGCAUGAACAUCCUAAGAGUACUCGACCUCUCUAACACUGAUAUUGAGUAUAUGCCAGAAUCACUUUCCAAGCUGGAGAACCUGUGUGUACUCUUAUUAAAGAAUUGUAGGAGGUUAAGGAAGGUACCGUCCUUAGCAAAGCUCAAGCGUCUAAGGCUUUUGAACCUCUAUGAUACUGUCAUUGAAGAAGUGCCAGAUGGGAUGGAAUGUUUGGUUAGCCUCAAAGAGCUUUAUGUUCUGUCUGAUUGGGUUGAUUUGGACAGGUAUGUCAGAUCUGGGCAUUGGAAAUGCUUGAAACGCUUCUCUCUUGUUUCAAAAUCUCUUAAUUUCACCUUGGGGACAGAUAUGAUGGAUGCUAAUGGGUGUAAUCUCGUUGGGCAAGAGAGUUCCAUAGUGCUUCCUGAUGGUAUUCUCGAGCUGGUUAUGAAUGAAUGCGAGCUGUCAAGCUUACCCUUCCUCUCUAGCUUGCAACGCUUACAAAAAUGUAACAUCUCAUCCUGUAGCAUAAUGUGGUUGUUGCCCAUAGCAGACGACACCACCAUAAAGUCUUUCCCGUCAUUAGAGAUUUUGCUUCUAAGCGAGCUUCCGAAUUUUAGGGGUCUGUGUGAGGGAGUCUUGCCACCUGGUUCACUCACAUGCCUCAGACACCUGAAUGUCUACAGAUGCCAAGCAUUGGAGAAUCUCAUGUCACUUGAAUUGUUUCAGCACCUCCGAUGCCUGGAACAAAUCGAUAUUGCAGAAUGCAGUGAGAUGGAAGAGCUGAUACAAGGAGAAGAAGUUAUGGGUGAAGGUGAUAACAACAACAGCAACAAUACCAUUCUACUCCCCAACUUGAGGGAGUUCCAUUUAAUUCAUUUAGGGAAAUUGAAAAGCAUUUGUAAGCGGUUAGUCAGCUGCCCUUCCCUGAAUAAGAUUUCUAUAGUGGGUUGUCAUCAGUUGAAGAAGCUCCCUCUUUCCUUGGGCAACCUAACAUCUGGUGUGAGAGGAGACAUUGAAGGAAGCAAAGAGUGGUGGGAUGCAUUGGAGUGGGACGAUCACAACACCAAAACACUUUUCCAACCUCUUUUUAAAGAAGCAAGACGAGAAGCACGGGGAAUCAAAAGAAAAGCAGAACAAGAACCAGAACAGGUUGCUUCGACAUCACGGCAGCAAUAAUCUCCUUAUUAAAGGAGUUUUGCUUUUUUCUUUUUUCUUUUUUUUUCUUUUUUUUUGUUUUUGUUUUUGUUUUUUUGCUUUUUGUUUUUUGUUUUUUUUUUUUUUUCGUUUUUUCUGUUUUUUUUUUGUAAUGUAUCUAUCUAUUUGAUCUUUUAUAUUUCAAGAAUAGUUGAGAAAUGUAACGUUAGUGAGAUGACAAUGCAUGGCUUAUGUUCUUUUCUCUCUCUGGCAUUCGAAAUGUGAUUUUUCCCUACUGUUGAUUUGGUGAUUAGUAUAUGGGGUGUUAUUAUAAUAGUUAACCCAUUCAAGAGGUUGAGCACCUUGAUGUGGGCCACACUCUAUAUCAAAUCCACACCAUCCCAAAAAAUGGCACUGUAAUUUAAACACUUUCACUUGGUUUUUCAAUUUCCUGGUGUAAAUACAUGCAAAUAGAUAUUAAUUAGCAUUUAAUCAUGUUUGGUGCGGUGGUAAUUACCUCCACGCAAAAACCCUUAAAAAGUAUCGAUGUAAAUUUGUGGGCCCC